Messenger RNA from Synchiropus splendidus (mandarinfish), 3904 nucleotides. RefSeq names its product MAP/microtubule affinity-regulating kinase 1 (gene mark1). Gene Ontology annotation, cellular component: cytoplasm. The record is from RefSeq and is a predicted model, not a curated record. Gene Ontology annotation, biological process: intracellular signal transduction; protein phosphorylation; microtubule cytoskeleton organization. Bases 301 to 2703 code for a protein of 800 amino acids. Gene Ontology annotation, molecular function: ATP binding; protein serine/threonine kinase activity; tau-protein kinase activity. Lineage: Eukaryota; Metazoa; Chordata; Actinopteri; Syngnathiformes; Callionymidae. The transcript has 19 exons.
GGGAGGUUUGAGAUGCGCAGAACCGUCCGCUAGCGACGCAUCUUCCUGGCCUGCCCCCUUCUCUCUCUCUCUCUCUCUGUCUCUCUCUCGCUUUCCUCCUCUCUCUGUCUGCCGCUACCUGACGGGAAGUGCGCGGAAGCCGACGGGAGAACCUGGCGUGUCUGGCGAGGGGCCCUGGCUGCGUUAUGCUGCGGUAAAGGCGCCGGUGUUUACCAGGGGAUGUAGAGAGACCGGACCGCGCCGUGUCUGCUCUGCCCGGCCCGCUGCACCGACCCGCGCGCGGCCUGCCAAGCACACAAGAUGUCGACCAGAACGCCAUUGCCUACAGUCAACGAGCGGGACACCGAGAACCACUCGUCAGUAGAUGGCUUCGUCGAACCUCCAGUUCCUCCGACAAAGUCUGCAAGUCGCCACAGCUUGCCGCGAUGUCGCAACUCUUUUACCUCCACCGAGGAGCAACCUCAUAUUGGCAACUAUCGCCUUCUAAAGACCAUUGGGAAGGGGAAUUUUGCCAAGGUGAAGCUGGCACGACAUGUCCUGACAGGGCGAGAGGUUGCGGUGAAGAUCAUCGAUAAAACCCAGCUGAACCCCACCAGUCUGCAGAAGCUCUUCAGGGAAGUUCGAAUAAUGAAGAUCCUGAAUCAUCCCAACAUUGUGAAACUAUUUGAGGUGAUAGAGACGGAGAAGACACUUUACUUGGUCAUGGAGUACGCCAGCGGUGGGGAAGUAUUUGACUAUCUAGUUGCCCAUGGCAGAAUGAAGGAGAAGGAGGCGCGGGCCAAGUUCAGACAGAUUGUGUCGGCUGUUCAGUAUUGUCACCAAAGGAGGAUAGUCCACAGGGAUCUAAAGGCUGAGAACCUGUUGUUAGAUGCUGAUAUGAACAUCAAGAUCGCAGACUUUGGCUUCAGCAACGAGUUCACAGUGGGGAGCAAGCUGGACACGUUCUGUGGUUCUCCACCGUACGCUGCUCCUGAGCUCUUUCAGGGAAAAAAGUAUGAUGGCCCAGAGGUGGACGUCUGGAGCCUCGGGGUCAUCUUGUAUACACUGGUUAGCGGCUCACUACCCUUCGACGGGCAAAACCUAAAGGAGCUGAGGGAGAGGGUCCUGCGAGGGAAGUACCGUAUUCCCUUCUACAUGUCCACAGACUGUGAAAACCUGCUGAAGAAACUCCUCGUCCUCAACCCUGUGAAACGAGGCAGUUUGGAGCAAAUCAUGAGAGACCACUGGAUGAAUGUGGGUCACGAGGAGGAAGAGCUUAAGCCUUACAUCGAGCCAGAGGCGGACUUCAGUGACUCAUCGAGGAUAGAGCUCAUGGUGACAAUGGGCUUCCCCAAAGAUGAGAUCACCGAGUCCCUACAAGGCCAGAAGUAUGACGAUGUCAUGGCGACGUAUCUCUUGCUGGGCAGAAAAGCUCCAGAGUUCGAGGGAAGUGAACCACUUACUAACAGCAUCCUGGGUCAGCGGCAGCGGCCGACCAGUGACAUCAACAACAGUUCCAGCAUUUCCCCGGCUCAUCCCAAAGUCACACGCAGCAUCUCGGCCAAUCAGAAACAGCGGCGCUACAGUGAUCAUGGUGGGGAUGAUGAGGGUGGUGUUGGUGGUGUCGUAGAGAAGCCAAUUGGUCCGUCUGUGCCCCCGGCAGUGUCGUACACAAGGCGCGGCCAAGCCUUAAGUGUGGAGAGUGACCACAGGGAGGAGUGGGAUGGAGCCCGCCGGCUGGAGCUCAGCACUUCAAAAGGAGAUGUUCCAGCGUCACCGCUGGGAGUGCAGGAGAGAAAGAAAACAACAAGCGCUGUUGGGACAAAUGGAUCAAUGACUCGCAGGAACACGUAUGUGUGUGAACGGUCGUCCACUGACCGCUACUCGGCGAUUCCCAAUGGCAAAGAUAGCAGUCUAACUGAGGUGUCUGGAAGCACUCCUUCGACUGCUAUGAGCUCGACACGCCCACGUCACACCAAGUCCAUGUCAGCGUCAGGGCAUCCUUCAAAGAGCACACUGCCCCCUAUAGACGACAACACGGAGCUUAAAUCGAGCUCUUCUCCAAGAGGUCCCUCCACCUCACCGUCCGCACACAGUAUUAGUACCCCAGAGAAGAACCGCUUCCCCCGUGGCACCACGAGUCGCAGCACCUUUCACGGUGCUCAGCUCAGAGACCGGCGCAGUGCGACUUACAACGGACCUCCAGCUUCACCCACGCUGUCACAUGAUACUGGAGCUCUUGCUCAGCAGCGACGGGGCACAUCUACCGGGAUCAUCAGCAAGAUCACCUCCAAGUUUGUUCGCAGAGCUCUGUCUUUCAGGUCCACACGGAGGGUUCCUAGUGAGGGCGAGGCCAGUGCCAGGACAGAAACCCCCAGGAGCGCCUCCGGAGACACCAAGGACGACGGGGGUCGGGACUCCAAGCCUCGCUCGCUGCGCUUCACCUGGAGCAUGAAAACCACUUCGUCGAUGGAGCCCGCCGAGAUGAUGAGGGAGAUCCGGAAGGUCCUGGACGCCAACAGCUGCGACUACGAGCAGCGCGAACGCUUCCUCCUUUUCUGCGUCCACGGCGACGCUCGCCAGGACAAUCUGGUUCAGUGGGAGAUGGAGGUGUGCAAGCUGCCGCGGCUCUCUCUCAACGGCGUGCGCUUCAAGAGAAUAUCAGGCACGUCCAUCGCCUUUAAGAACAUCGCCUGCAAAAUCGCCAACGAGCUCAAGCUGUGACAGCGGACCGAGCCUCUGCCGAGCCCCGGCUUCUUCUCAUCACUGGAUUCGUGUCGACACACUUCAGCACUGAAGGUCCUCACCUCGCAGAAUCAGGGCGGCCUCGGCUGGUCACGUGCAAUACCAGCCACGAAUGUACUGUACAGGGUAGUGGAUCGGAGAGACAUCGCAAGAGAGCGAACAAGAACAGCUUUUUAUUUCCUCCUGCUGCCAUCCAGCCGUCUGUCCCAUCAGCCGCUGCUCUUCGUCCUAGGAUGCCUCCAUGUAACAGUGCAGUAUGCAAAUGAAGAUGACCAUCCUGCAAUAAUGUUUCCAAUCUUUUUUUUUUUAAAGAUCUACUAUCCUCGCAGACUAACCAUUAAAGUUACUGAACGCUAAAAUAGCCGCUUUCCCACCUGUGUUAAGUCAGUAUAUAGAUCAGGCUGGAGCUCGUACUAAAACUAUGUAAAAAGAGAAUUGUACUGUAUGCAUAACAUCUGCAGGUACUGUAUUGUAUAUUGAUUUUGGGUUCUGUACAGAAUUUAAUUGUCGAUACUGUUGUUUUUUUUUUCUUCCAUUGGAUUUCAUUUGUUUUCCUGAUAUGAUUGAUGUCUCUUCGAGCGUUCUCCUUUACAGUCUGGUUUUAUUGGACAAGAGCCACCGUAAGGAAAUAGUGUUUUCAAUUUUAUUUAAAGAGCACUAAAUUAUUUUGUGGAAUAUUAAGGGAUGUGUUCCCUCGCCUUUUUUUAUGUUAAAUAUUAUUUGCCUAAGGAAAGAAACACUAUGUUGCACCACAUAGACUUGAGUAGUACCUUCAGUUAAAACUGAAAACGUGUUCACUUUAUUUUCUCUCGGCAGCAGGGAGGCGAGUCUUUUCGGAGGACCUGCUGUAAUUGCACAAGUUUUCCAGAGUGAUGUGUCCGAACAUGAGAGCGCGCACCUUCUUUCGUGUUCGUUUUGGUCCUCGAGGCGGGCUUUGGCUUCUCGAGCGGAGGACAGGAAAUGUGAAGAUGCAUGAAAGAAGCAGUUUGUCUCCUCUUCCGAAACGUCAUCCUGCCAUCGUGUGAUUGUGCAGGUAUUUGUGUAUCUCCUGAUUUGUCUUUCUGAUUUUUUUAAUUCAGCGAAUUUUAUUGUAUUUAUUCCAUUACAUUGUAAUGUGCUGCUUUGUAGAAUUGAGGCGUGCACUUUGUUGGAGAAAAUAAAAGGAUUUUAUUUGUUUGUA